AUGCAUUCAUCCACAUCAUCGCAGGUAUUGUUGAAAACUGCGAUAGCACCUCUCACGUAUGACACGAUAUAUUUUAACACCGCCAAUAUACUAUUCGACGAAGGAGCCCAGCGAAGCUUUAUCACUCAAGAGAUGGCCGAUUUAUUGAACCUGAGUCCACAUAGGAAAGAAGCGAUAACGAUAUCCGGUUUCGGUGAAUCUAACAAGAAGGUUAGAAAUUUACAAGUUGCUACUAUUUAUAUAAAAGGUCUAACGAAUACGCUUAUCCCUAUUGAAGUUCUUAUAGUACCACAGAUUGCUUAUCCGAUACAUACUUACGCAAGGAACCAGUCGAGUUUUCAGCAUUUAAAUGGAUUGAAGUUAGCCCACCCAGCUUUACAGCACGAGGAUUUUGAGAUAUCAGUCUUAAUUGGCGCCGAUUAUUAUUGGGAUAUAGUUGGAGACAGAGUAAUUAGAGGUUCCGGACCAACCGCUGUACAGUCCAGAGUUGGAUACUUGCUAUCAGGACCUAUACAAUUAAACACUAACAGUAAUAAUCAAUCAACGUCAUCGAUUAUGAAUAUUUUGACCCCACACAGACUAGAAGAAUGUGAAAUACAUAAAUUUUGGGAAAUCGAAUCCAUAGGAACAGAAACAGACAGCAAAGUGAAAGCGAAAACAGACUUACAAGAAAUGACCACUUACCAAGAGAAAAACAUUCAUUUGAAAGACAAUAGGUACAUCGCCAAGUUUCCAUGGAAACUAGAACAUCCGAGUUGCCUAGCAACGAGAUGA
Mytilus trossulus (common blue mussel) is the source of this 774-nucleotide messenger RNA. RefSeq lists its product as uncharacterized. The record is from RefSeq and is a predicted model, not a curated record. NCBI's taxonomy places the organism in Eukaryota, Metazoa, Mollusca, Bivalvia, Mytilida, Mytilidae. Gene Ontology annotation, molecular function: aspartic-type endopeptidase activity. Gene Ontology annotation, biological process: proteolysis. The transcript has a single exon. Bases 1 to 774 code for a protein of 257 amino acids.